This is a messenger RNA of Coffea eugenioides, 1463 nucleotides long. Its product is annotated as tetratricopeptide repeat protein 4 homolog. The record is from RefSeq and is a predicted model, not a curated record. Gene Ontology annotation, molecular function: Hsp90 protein binding. Bases 306 to 1412 code for a protein of 368 amino acids. Lineage: Eukaryota; Viridiplantae; Streptophyta; Magnoliopsida; Gentianales; Rubiaceae. The transcript has 8 exons.
CCCUCCACAUUAUCCAAAUCGAUUUGAUCAUGGGCCGUCAAAAGUGUCUAGAAAGAUCCGCCCAAUCCAAAAGUCACACCCCAGCUCAAGUUUGAAGGCUCUUUCUUGCUUCCGGGUUCUCUUGUCAAAUACCAGUACUAUAAUUCUUAAGGAGCGCUGCCUUCGAUGGCUUUCGUCAAAUGGUAAUUCCGAGUGUGAGUGUGUGGGGGUUUGUAUAGUGUAUACUGACGAAGGUUUGUUUUCGGGGAGCGAGCGACCUGCUGAGUGAUCGGGUUUAGGUAGUAGAGUAUUCAAAUAAAGCCAAGAUGGCGCUGUGGAUGGAGGCGGGCUCUGAACCCAAAACAGAGAGCGAGGUUGUAGACCUUGAAGCCAUCUCUGCCCUCAAACAAUCUACUGCUAUCGAACUCAAGGAAAAUGGAAAUGAAUAUGUGAAGAAGGGGAAGAAGCACUAUUCAGAUGCCAUUGACUGUUACACCAGGGCUAUUAGUCAGAAGGCUUUAAGUGAUGCAGAGCAGUCAAUCCUCUAUUGCAAUAGAGCCCAUGUCAAUUUGCUCUUGGGAAAUUAUAGACGUGCUCUCCAGGAUGCUGAGGAAGCUAUCAAACUUUCCCCAACAAAUGUUAAGGCAUUUUACAGAGCAGUCAAAGCUUCGAUGUCCUUGAGUCUGUUGGCUGAAGCAAAAUCAUAUUGUGAAAAAGGGCUGGAGCUAUCACCAGAAAAUGAAGAACUAAACAAGCUAGCUGGUCAAAUUGAUCUACUGAAGUCCGAGCAGGAUCGCCGUAAGGCUGAAGUUUCCAAGUCUGUUACAGCUGUUAAGGAUAUGAUCUCUGCCUUUGAAGAAAGAAAAAUAAAAAUUGGGAAGGCUUUGUAUCAAGAACUCACUGGUGUGAAAAAGCCAACUUUGGACAAGAAUAAUAUCCUGCAUUGGCCUGUUCUUCUCCUGUAUGCAGAGGUUAUGUCCAGUGACUUUAUUGAGGACAUUUGUGAGACUGACAUGUUUUCAACUCACUUGGACGAAAUGUUUUCAGAAAGUUCUCCUCCUUUGCCAUGGGAUAAUGAGCAUGCUUAUACACGUGAUGCUCUUGAGUUGUACUAUGAGGCUGACUCUGGAGUUCGUUUAUCCAAGAGAGAAAUCUUUCAUUGUCUCGCAGAUGGGACAGCUGCUGCUAAUUUGGAAAAGUUUGAUAUCGAGGAAAAUGAUGCUGCUGAGGAAUCAAGUAGUACUACUGUUCUAGGAGGUGGUGGUAUGAGAUGGAUCAAGGUAAAUGAAAGGAGGCGACUUUAUGAUGUCCUAAAAGAACCAAAUCUUGUUGUCCCCGGCAUACCUGUAUUCUACGUUGUUUCAAAGAAGUCCAGUUUCUAUAAAGAGUUCAAAUCUGGUAAUUGGGCUCCUCCACCAAGCUCAUUUUGGUAAAUAAUACACUUCCAGCGGGGGGUUGAUGCGUUUUCCGGGUUUUUUUUUUUU